Rhipicephalus microplus (southern cattle tick) is the source of this 1624-nucleotide messenger RNA. RefSeq lists its product as uncharacterized. Lineage: Eukaryota; Metazoa; Arthropoda; Arachnida; Ixodida; Ixodidae. The record is from RefSeq and is a predicted model, not a curated record.
AUAUGUGUGGUGUGCGACCGACAUGGCCCCGAGUGAUCGCCGCAAAGAAGAUUGGGCCUUGCCGGCAGAUGUUUGGAAUUGUUCCCGAGCACUGGGCGAGCCAACAGCUCGUCCGCCCCCGGAGUACCCAUCAGAAUGGUUCGCGGCGCAUCCAGGAUCGAAGCCUAUCGCUCUCGUGAAACGCUGCUUCGCAUCGGACGAGCGCCUCGCGGAAGCCGUGUCUGCGGGCUUGGCUGCCGGCAGCUUGCAAGUGGAGUACGUCGUAGAAUUCAUGUACGUCGAAGGGGCAAAGAUCAAGGGCACGCUCAUGGAAGACUGGAAGUCGUUCGGCGUGACCAUCGGCUGCGCAGGAGAAGUAGUAUCGCCGUGGGACCUUUUGACCAUCACGGAACAGAUGGGAUCGGAAUACCCUGUCGACACAGAAACAACGGCCGUUGACAACGCGCCCAAUCGCGCCGGUCUCCUCGCUCUCGUAGUGUGCAUCUACCGUCUUCUCGUAGCCAAGUGCCAUGGUGGUAGGCAAAAUUACAUACAACGCCUGCGGGACAACAACCUAAAAUGCAUCCUGGAGACUUUUCGCUGCAGUAGUACGUAUUUGGAGCGCGCAGAGCACAAAUUCGGCCACUGGAUUAAAGACAGGUCCUACCUGUCAAUGAUCGCUGCUUUGGACAUGUUCUUCAACCGUUUUAGCCGUCACGAUAAGGCGGUCUUGAGGGCCGGAACGCAUGUGUCGAGAUACAAGCACUGUGCCGUUCUCGACGACAUCAGACGUCUGUGCAAAGUAACCCAUCUAACACCGUCAGAGUUAUUCCGGUGGGUUUUUCUGGAGCGCAUCGUGGGCGAAAUAGGUGUGACUGGUGCAAGAGGUCAAGAGCUGUUCGAGGAGCACUCUUACGCGCCCUACCUGAGUGACCUCGGCCUCUCGCGACGUUCUCCGUACUCGGCGACGGCAAACCCCUUGCUUCACUAUUGGUGCAACGCUGUGGCUUCACUGAUGGGUGUAAAACAAGCUCAAAAGUCAAGAAUCACGCACGAAUGUGACCUCUCUGAUGCGACCAUCAAUGCUGUGGUGUUCGCCUACGCUCACUUGAAGUGCUAUUGGCGAUGCACGUUUGUUCCGCUUGCGCUCAAGACGGUCGACGAAGCGGAUGCUCCCAGAGACAUCGGCCAAAUGCCCAAGGCGUUCAACGCUGAGCAGUGGUACCAGUACUUAUCGGAGAAGUCGUUCGUUGUCGACCCGAAAAUUUUAAACUACUCCCUCUUCGAACGUUUUGCUGACGUGCGCGAUGGCACCGUAGGAGCCAAAUUGGCCGAGCUUAUUCCGAAGUAACGUUUGAAAGUGCCACGAUUUCCGUCGAAUGUGACCUGUGGAGCUCAUUUCAAAGUAUUGUAUCGUUUUUUGUCAUCGUUCAUCUUAUCUUUAUAAAAGACUGUAAAGAUAACCGUUGAGCUGUAUAUUCCUCAUUCCGCUGUAGGGGGUAUGCACUAAGCAUCGAGACGGCAACAAGAUCGCCUAGCCAUUUUUUAGGUCCGUUCCUGUGGGCUGUCCGUGCUGUCCGUCGGCUUGCACGAAGUGUUCCAGUGGUCUGUAGUCAUCCAAGCUGUCAUAAAGAUGUCAAGCGAA